AUGUUGGUCCUCAGCCCGCUGGCCCGGGGAUCUUACCUGCUGCUUCUCUUCUGCUUUGCUUUGUCUCAGACUGCGUACGCUGACAAUGCCUUCUCAAUUUCAGCAGAUCUCCCUUGUUUGGAACAGAAGAAGCAGCCCAGCUGCAGAGCCUGCUGCCUCCCUGGCCCUCCUCCACCACCCCUGUUCCCACCACCGUACUUCAGGCACAGCUGGGGCACUAAGCUGGAUAUGGAGGAGUUGUGUCGUGAGCUCCAGGUGAUACAGGCGGCCUCUCUGCCCGAAUCACCCUGCUCUGCAGGGCCUCCUGGCCCCCAGGGUCCACAAGGAAUUCCUGGUAUAAUGGGACCAAAAGGGGAGAAAGGGGAGAUUGGCAGGCCUGGCAGAAAGGGCAGACCAGGUCCCCCGGGYGUCCCUGGGAUGCCAGGACCAAUAGGAUGGCCUGGACCUGUGGGACCGAAGGGUGAAAAGGGAGAGUUGGGUGUGAUGGGAUUGCCAGGUACAAGAGGACCAAUGGGCUCCAAGGGUUUUCCUGGAACUAGAGGAGAAAAGGGAUCCAGAGGUGACAGAGGUGACAAAGGAGUCAAAGGAGACCAGGGAGAAAUAGGCUUCCCUGGAAUGCUGGGACAAAAAGGAGAGAUGGGCCCCAAGGGACAGUCUGGAGUACCAGGACACAGAGGACCUAUAGGAAGACCKGGAAAACGAGGCAAACAAGUAGGACCNGCGGGUGUCAUGGGCCCACCUGGUAGACCUGGUCCUGUUGGCCAGCCAGGGCCCCCUGGACCRUCAGGGUUGGGGCAAUUUGCAAUAGGACCAAAGGGAGAAAGAGGACUUCCAGGGCCUCCAGGGAGAUGUCUCUGCAGAACCCCACAGCAAAUGAGUAACCCAUCAUAUGAGGACUCUGUGUUUGGACACGGCUACCCAAAAGUUCCCGCGAUUUUUGUGGUGAAUAACCAAGAAGAAUUGGACCGGUUAAACACUGAAAAUGCCUUAGCUUUUAGAAGAGAUCAGAGGUCUUUGUAUUUCAAGGAUACCUUUGGAUGGCUCCCAGUCCAGCUCACCCCUUUCUACCCCGUGGAUUUCCGCUUCGAGGAUGGGGGUACCUGUGGAGACGGGAUCGUGCAGGAUGGGGAGGAGUGCGACGAYGGCAACGCGGUUGUGACCGAUGACUGCAUAAGGUGCCGCCGWGCUUACUGCGGAGAUGGCUACAAGCACGAGGGUGUUGAAGACUGCGAUGGGAUGGAUUUUGGAUAUUUGACAUGUAGAACAUACCUUCCCGGGUCUUAUGGAAAAUUGCGAUGCACUUCUUACUGCUACAUUGACUCCACACAAUGUCGAUACUUCACAUGAGCGAGCGGAGGUGUAGCGGGUGCUAGGUGCUACACUGUCACCUAUCCAGGAAGGACUGGGACAAAAAAAACACCCACCCAGCUCUGUGAAAACAAAGACACGUCAUGCUGCUGAUGGCCAUUUUGAGAGAUUUUUUUUUUUUUUUAUAAGUUCGUCAGAUAGGGAAAAAUAGGACCAUUGCAYCCUGUCUUAAUAGAGAAAUAAAUGUUAGUGUGUGCCAGUGACACUUUCAGGUGGCUGCAGAUGGCAACUUGCUCUCCAUCACAAAAGCAACAUCAAACUACUGGAAGCCGAGUUUCAUUAACCAGGAAUGCCGAAUUUCAUUAACCAGGAAUACCGUGUAACAAUUACCUCGACUUAGCACUGUUAAACCCCAAUGUAAUCUCUUCAGGGGUUUUGUCUUUAACCUUUCUCAGCAUAAACACAAGGAGGAUCUUGGAUGCGGUGUUUAGAGGGAUUUUCUCUUUUAUUACAAUGUGAAUUUAGCAAGUGUUGUAUCCACAAGAAAUUACUUCAGCAACAGUAAGGUUACCGAUGCUCCUUCAUCAGUCAAAGGAGUAAAAGUUCUUUCAGAAUCAGCAAAUCAGCCAAAUAAGCUGGUUAACUUCACCCUCAGGUGAAGGUGUUGUCUGUGUGUGUCUGUGCACUACAAGCAGUUACAGGAGGCCUGCAAAAAAACACCACAAAGGACAAACUGGACAAAUAAACUGUGAAAUAGCCAAGAAGUUCUCUCCCAGGAGAAAAUCAAACAAGGAGGGAAGAUAAAGAAGGAACAUAUUUCUGUAUUUUUCUCCUCUGUGCUGAGCUGGCUGGGCUCUGAGUGACUCCAAGGAGUUGGGACAGCAUCGGUUCCCUGCUGGAAACCAUGGCCAUGCACACGGUAUCUUCACUCUGGUGUCCACAYUGGAAGGUCUUUACAUUGGCAACCCUUUGUCCACCCGACCAUCACCAGUCAAUUACCAGUUAUACCCUGUCCUCCAUCCCCCUCUCCCACUUAUUUCCACCACUGUGUACCCCAGUGAAUGUGCCCACUUUUGCAUUACCAUAAAUCAGACC
This is a messenger RNA of Malurus melanocephalus (red-backed fairy wren), 2403 nucleotides long. It is a transcript of the gene COLQ, whose product is annotated as collagen like tail subunit of asymmetric acetylcholinesterase. Bases 1 to 1347 code for a protein of 448 amino acids. Lineage: Eukaryota; Metazoa; Chordata; Aves; Passeriformes; Maluridae. The record is from RefSeq and is a predicted model, not a curated record. The transcript is spliced from 17 exons. Gene Ontology annotation, molecular function: heparin binding.